AUGGACGUGUCGCAAGAAGUGUGUAUUUUCCUUUCGUCCCUGUCCGCCCUCGCGGUUCUCUACACCAUGAACAACGUGCCUGCCUUCCAAGGACCAUUUGUCAUUCUGGAAAUUGGAGCGGUAGUGCUGGUGUUGGUGUUCCUCUUGGCCUUCCUCUCGGUCCGUCACAGGCCACCCAAAGAUCUCCUUUUUUAUGUGUGCGUUGAGUUCUCUUUCACCUGCAUCAUUGACCUGACCAGCGCCCUUGAGUACGACGGCUUCAUCUCUGGCUUCAUGGAUUUCUACCGGGAAGCGGGGGAGCCGUACCUGGGCACAGCCUAUGGUAUCAUGAUGUGCUACUGGGAUGGCGUUGUUCAUUUCUUCUUGUAUCUCCUCAUGGUGCGCAGAAUGGAUAUCAAGAAGCCGUACCGCAGCGUGGGCCUCUUCUGGGCUGGUUCCUUGUCAGCCAACAUGCUUGUGUUUGUGCUCGGGAUUGUCAUCGGUAAAUAUGGUGCUGAGAUUCGUCCCGCUUUCUGGCUCAACAUGCCAUUCCUGUUGGUACCUCUGUGGGGGGCAGUCACUCUAUUCUGCCGACCGAGAGAGCUGCCAAUCAUCUCAGCAAUUACGGUUGAGCGUGAACAUAGGAAAGGCCUGUUCUCACGCCCUCUAGACCUGCUCCUCUUUGUCCUUCUGCUGGGCAUCAUGGGCUUCACUCUCUUCCGGGGCUUUGUAGCCCUUGGUUGUCCUCAGGAGGUCUGCUCAACCUAUGUCUCCCGGUAUGAACCCUACCUGAAGGAUCCAGCAGGGUAUCCAAGGGUGAUGAUGCUGCUCUUCCUCUUUUACGGCCUGCCCCAGCUGACUGCGUUCGCCUAUGGGCUGCGGACGCCAGGCUGCACCUGGAUGGUCGAUUGGACCGUGUUUUUUGCCGGAGCCGUGGCUCAGUCCCAGUGGUCCCACAUUGGAGCAUCUCUCCACCCAAAUACUCCAUCACAAUUCCAGACCCCGGGGGAGCGAUGGUGGCCGGUCAUGGUGCUCAACCUGCUGUACAUGGCGGUGCCCCAGGUCCUAGCCCUGCGCUGCACUCACAGCCCUACUUUCUUUAUGAAAAAAAACGCUGAGGAUCACGCCAAUGGUGCAAGUAAAUUUAAGUAA
This is a messenger RNA of Scleropages formosus (Asian bonytongue), 1131 nucleotides long. RefSeq names its product transmembrane 6 superfamily member 2b (gene tm6sf2b). Bases 1 to 1131 code for a protein of 376 amino acids. The transcript has 10 exons. Gene Ontology annotation, cellular component: endoplasmic reticulum membrane; endoplasmic reticulum-Golgi intermediate compartment membrane. NCBI's taxonomy places the organism in Eukaryota, Metazoa, Chordata, Actinopteri, Osteoglossiformes, Osteoglossidae. Gene Ontology annotation, biological process: regulation of lipid metabolic process; lipid homeostasis. The record is from RefSeq and is a predicted model, not a curated record.